Molecule: messenger RNA, 642 nt
Organism: Laetiporus sulphureus 93-53
Lineage: Eukaryota; Fungi; Basidiomycota; Agaricomycetes; Polyporales; Laetiporaceae
Exons: 3
Source: RefSeq, a predicted model, not a curated record
AUGUCAUUUCGCAUCAAGAUACCCAAACCAGGUUCGGUAAACCCGUCUCAGGUCGUGGAGCGCCCGGGGUCGUCCAAGCCUUCCAAACGUCGUAUAGAGUCGGACGACGAGCAACGUUCGGAUGAUGAGGCAGGAGACUCUGUGCCACCGAGGUGCGAGCGCAGAAGCCAUGGUCGAUUCGGACGAGGGGGAGUGUCGGAGAUCGAUGUGGAGGGCGACGAAGACGUCGACAUUGACGAUGACGAGAAGGAUCCGCCUUCACCUCUUGCAGCCAUAUCCCCGUCCCCUUCUCUUUCGCCCUCGCCUCCUUCUCCGGUCAGGCCGCCGAACCGAACACCACAGCCUCCUGCCAAAGUCAAGACAUCGCGACCGGCUACUUCGUCCUCCAGCAAGUCGAGUAGGAAGGUGAAGCGCACGGUGGUAUGGACCGAUGACGAAGAUGAGGAGCAGCAUGACCCAAUGGGCCUGCUCGCGGUGGAUCCGGAUGACGAUGAUUUCACUCCGGAGCCUGCGCCGCCCUCGCUGAAGAGGGCCGCUGUCACGACGAAAAGUAAGGGCAGCACAGUUAGCCAAGCCGCCAAGGUAUCACGGACGAAACGCAAGGAAGAAGGGAAAGACAUGCAUAUCCGGGAUGAGCGCAAG